Messenger RNA from Cucurbita moschata (crookneck pumpkin), 1330 nucleotides. RefSeq names its product BRCA1-associated RING domain protein 1-like. The record is from RefSeq and is a predicted model, not a curated record. NCBI's taxonomy places the organism in Eukaryota, Viridiplantae, Streptophyta, Magnoliopsida, Cucurbitales, Cucurbitaceae. The coding region runs from base 598 to 1050 and encodes 150 amino acids. Gene Ontology annotation, cellular component: BRCA1-BARD1 complex; plasma membrane; BRCA1-A complex. Gene Ontology annotation, molecular function: ubiquitin-protein transferase activity. Gene Ontology annotation, biological process: positive regulation of transcription by RNA polymerase II; negative regulation of fatty acid biosynthetic process; double-strand break repair via homologous recombination. The transcript is spliced from 3 exons.
UACAAAACUUUUUUUUUUUUUUUUCGAAAAUGAAACUUGAAAGCUACAAUUCUAAAGAAAAGGAAGAUAACAAGUGCGAAAAAAAUCAUAAAUUGUCACAUAGUACAUUGAUAUCAUAAUUCACGUUUUAAAAUUUGCUUCCUAUUUGUAGUAUGCUGGGAACAAUUUACCUACCGAGAAUAAAGAAAGACCAGUUGCAACUUUAAGUAAAUUUUCAACACUUAGUCUUUAGUUCUUACCUCAUUUAUGUCUUCUGCAUCUCAUGGUCUGAAGAUCAUCCAUCUUUUAAACUGCCCUAAGUGUCUAAUUAACUACAGUAGACGCUGGGGCAGCUGUGGACGAAUCAUGUUUUGGCCAGUCUAUGCGUUACUCUUCCAGCACCUGCAAGGGGUUUGAGGGGUGCAGCAUGCCUGUUGAUUGUAAAUGUGAGAAUCUUGACAUUGAGGAUAGAAAGGGUAGUGGGAGGCAUGAAGAUUGUAGAACGCCACCUGUGAGUCAGGCACACCAGUUAUCAGCCGGAAGCCCACCACCCUUUGGUGCUGGCAAGGUGUUAGAUGACAGUAGUGAAGAGUACCGUGGUCGUGGGUAAAAGCUUGCAUGAAAGAAAGGCGUCCUUUGAACGAGGAAGCUUAUGAAAUUUCUCUCGACAACUAUGGGUGCAUUGAUGGUCCCAAAUCUGGCUGGCUGAGGGUUUUAAGCAAUGCACCCAAGCUCUUCUUCAUUGGCUUGAGUUUCUAUUUUACUGGUGAUUUUCCAUCGGCUUAUGAGGAGGAUCUUCAAGAUUUGGUUAUAGCUGCGGGAGGUACCAUAUUAGAGAAGGACGAAUUCCCAGCACCUAGUUUUAAUGACCAGACUGCACCAAAGGUGCUGGUUGUAUACAAUCUCGAUUCUCCUGGAGGAUGCAAAGUGGGGGAGGAGGUUUUAAUUCUCUGGCAAAGAUUAAAUGAGGCAGAGGGAAUAGCUGCAAAGGUUGGAGCCCAAGUCAUUGGUCAUACAUGGCUUGUGGAAUCCAUUGCAGCGGGUAACUUGCAACCUUUUGUCAGCUGCUAACCUUGAUUUUAAUCUAUAUUUUGUGCUGAUUCAAGGCUUAGUUGUUUAUUUAAAUGAUUAAUCUAAUCCUAUACGUGAAGUUGGCCCUUGUACAAUACAAACUGAAGCUAAUCUGAAUAGUUAAUCUACAUUUCCUAGGCUAUCUGUAGUGGGCUCCCAACUUCAUUGGAUGGCACAAGAAAAAUAUGCAUUAUCCUACAAAUAAGAAGCGCAUCUACAGCAAGUCUCUACUUGAUCAGUAGACUGCAGACGAUUUAUUUGUAAUACUACUGAAUCUUCA